AUGAAGCAGAUCCUCGAUCAGAUGCUAUCCGCUAAGGCAGCCCCUCUAGUUCCCCCGCGUACGCUUACUACGGGACCCUGCAAGGAAAACAAGCUGUUCGGAGACGAGAUCGACCUUACCAAGCUGCCGGCGCCGCUCAUCCACCAGAGCGAUGGCGGAAGGUAUAUUCAAACCUACGGCAUCAACAUAGUCAAAUCACCGGAUGGGACCUGGACCAACUGGUCAAUAGCACGCGCCAUGGUGCACGAUCAAAGGCAUCUGGCCGGGCUGGUCAUCGAGCCGCAGCACCUGUGGCAAAUCCACCAGCUCUGGAAGAAGGAGAGGCCCGGCGUCGACAUUCCGUGGGCGCUUACACUUGGAGCACCUCCUGCCGCAGUCAUGGCCUCGUCGAUGCCGCUUCCCGAUCGGGUCAGUGAAGCCGAGUACGUCGGCGCCAUGAACGGAGCCCCUAUGGACCUUGUGAAGUGCGAGACCAACGACCUGCUCGUGCCGGCGUCCUCUGAGAUUGUGCUGGAGGGGACACUAUCCGUUACUGAAACGGCCCGCGAAGGUCCUUUUGGAGAAAUGCACGGCUACUGCUUCCCCGGGGACGCGCGCCAGUCGCCGCUGUACCGAGUCAACUGCAUCACUUACCGAAACGGCGCCAUUCUCCCCGUCUGCGCGUCCGGCCGCCUGACAGACGAGACGCAUACCAUGAUCGGGUCUCUCGCCGCAGCGGAAAUUCGCCAAUUAUGCCAGGAGAAUGGCUUGCCCAUCACCGACGCUUUUGCAAGUUUCGAAACACAGGUGACUUGGGUAGCACUCAAGGUCGAUACGACUGCAUUACGGAAGCUUGGCAUCACAAAGAUUUCCAAGGAGUUUAGCCGCCGUGUGGGCGAUCUGGUCUUCAACCACAAAGUUGGUUACACGAUCCAUCGGCUUGUCCUGGUUGGAGACGACAUCGAUGUCUAUGAAGGUAGCGAUGUCUUGUGGGCCUUCAGCACGCGCUGCCGUCCUGGUGACGAUGAGGUUUUCUAUCCGGAGGUUCGUGCCUUCCCGCUGAUUCCAUACAACGGUCACGGUGCCCAUAGCCCGGUCAAAGGCGGGAAGGUAGUAAGUGACGCACUACUUCCUGCAGAGUACACAACUGGAAAGGACUGGGAGGCGGCGAGUUUUAAAGAGAGCUAUCCAACCGGAGUACAGGAAAGGGUUAUUUCUCAAUGGAGUGAAAUGGGGUUUGAGAAGAGGUGA
Messenger RNA from Lasiodiplodia theobromae, 1230 nucleotides. Its product is annotated as 3-octaprenyl-4-hydroxybenzoate carboxy- protein. The record is from RefSeq and is a predicted model, not a curated record. Gene Ontology annotation, molecular function: carboxy-lyase activity. Bases 1 to 1230 code for a protein of 409 amino acids. Gene Ontology annotation, biological process: ferulate metabolic process; cinnamic acid catabolic process. Gene Ontology annotation, cellular component: cytoplasm. NCBI's taxonomy places the organism in Eukaryota, Fungi, Ascomycota, Dothideomycetes, Botryosphaeriales, Botryosphaeriaceae. The transcript has 2 exons.